ACAUGUAGGAAAAGCUACAUCCGGUAUGCAGUGAAUCACUGCAGUGAUCCCGGCACUGUAGUUCUCUAUGCAUGUUUACGUAGGCCUGUAGCAGGGUACAACAACAUACCAGAUUAUCCCGUCAAUAACGUGUGGCCUGUGCGCCAAAUAUACGAGUAUCGCCACUACCCAGGCCAUGCCCAGUAGUUGAGCACCGACUGCUGCUCGUACAGCAUAGAGACAAUAAUGGAUCGGUAGUGGUAAAAACACAGUGACUGAUGUGACCCAAAUCUUUGUGGAGACCCCAAUGAUACCCAUGGCCAGGCAGCAACAGAAUGUAGUGAACAUAGGCAGCCAAUCGGAUGUCGGAAAGAUGACGUCACGUUCCAGACUCUCCGUCCUUAUACUGAUGCUCGUCCUGACGUUGCUGAGUAUCCUGGCGUACUUGCAGAGUCCGCUCCAAAUUGGUCUUACCAAGAACAUUGUCGUCGGGAAUUUCCCGCCACGUCAGAGGCAUCUAAAUGACAUUGCAAGGACGACACUGCCACAAGACAUGCUGGGCAACAGCACGGAUGAGGACGUUUCCAGAACUAUUUUUAAUAUCGACAAAGACAAAACAGCCCGUCCAACCGAAGACUUGAUGGUCAAAAAAAGCGAAGAACAAAGGACACGAAAAUCAGUUCUUCAUGAAGCUUGUAAACAUUAUGAUAAGCAGACCAACUGGUACUCGCAGAUGAGAAUACCCCCAAACAUUAUAGUGGACGAUGCCCACAAAGUUGUCUACUGCUCCGUGCCCAAAGUAGCCUGUACCAGCUGGAAAAAAGUCUUCCUCGUUUUAAACAAAUCCUUCAAAAAUACAUCGGAAAUCUCGCAGUAUUUCGCCAACCGGGAUGGGCAGAAGAUGCUGAUCAGAUUGAAGGAUCUCCCUGAUGCAGACAUCAACAGGAUACUGAAAUCUUACACCAAGUUCCUGUUCGCCAGGCAUCCAUUCUCGCGAGUGCUUUCGGCGUUUAGGAACAAAUUGGAUCCGGAGUCUACCUUUGAGAGAGCCGAGAUCUGGCAGCGGACGGUAGGCAAACGGAUUCUGGAUGAAUACCGCGAGAGUCGCAAGGCUGGUGCUCCUUUUGACUUGACAUUUGAAGAGUUCAUCAGAUAUCUGACUGACCCAGAGGUACCGCGUAAAAAGUCCAGCAAUAAACACUGGUCGCGAAUCUAUGACCAGUGCCUGCCAUGUGACAUUGACUAUGACGUCAUCGGUAAGUUUGAAACCUUGAACGAGGACAGUGAAUACAUCUUGAGGCUCAUUCACGCCGAUGACGUCAUCUUCCCGGGUUCAGACUCCAGUAGCCCCACGGGGAGUUCCAACCAAACUCGGCUAGAGUCUUACUACAAAGGAGUUCCACUUGUCGACCUACAAAACCUGUACCAAAGGUUUAAGAUUGAUUUCGACAUAUUUGGCUAUGAACCGCCUACUCUUGCGUUCAAGGGAAGUUAACAUCACGUGUUUAAUAUGCAUUCCUAUAAAUAGCACAGUGUGUGACUGCAGAGAUUUACUGACCGAAAUUAUGGGCGAACGUUGAGAAACGUUAUUGAUCCUUCCUGAAACACUAGACAAAAACCAAUCUAUAGGUUAUACCAUGCGAUAGCCGCGUGAUCUCACCACAAUCCAAAUUGUUGCUACUAUAAUGCCAAGCAAGUUUCUACGAUGGCCAACGUCUGACGUCAUUAUUGCAUUGAAAUGUUGUUUUGUAAUUUGGUUGAUAUUAUUCCGUGAUUAAUAUGCAUGUGACGUCAUAGUGACGGAAUGGGCAGUUGGCUCAUUUCACCAAGUUGAAGCACUGUCGAAGGAACGAUCUUGUUCGGGUCAGUAAUUUACAUGUGACCAACAAAAUUGUGUCAUGUGAUAGUUUGUCUCAACUUACUCGCCAAAUAAAUAUUGGUCCUCUGGUGUCACUUACCCAAAGAGAAAUGUUUGCUUUUAGAGACUAUAUUUUUACAUAUAUUUUUAUCCAUGUAUAAAGCAACAAGUGAAGAAAUGACGAAAUGCUUACAUUUAUCAUAUUAAUGCGAUGGCGAUAGCUACAAAUAUUUCCAGUUUGGCCCGUGUGGUCUAGCGGUGGAGCACAGGAUUCAUGAUCGUGAGGUUGUGGGUUUGAGCUCCGCCGUGGCCAUGCGUGUUGUGCCCUUGAGUAAGGCGCUUCACCUCAAUUACUCCUCUCAACCCAGGU
Messenger RNA from Patiria miniata (bat star), 2207 nucleotides. RefSeq names its product carbohydrate sulfotransferase 13-like. The transcript is spliced from 4 exons. NCBI's taxonomy places the organism in Eukaryota, Metazoa, Echinodermata, Asteroidea, Valvatida, Asterinidae. Gene Ontology annotation, cellular component: membrane. The record is from RefSeq and is a predicted model, not a curated record. Bases 287 to 1474 code for a protein of 395 amino acids. Gene Ontology annotation, molecular function: sulfotransferase activity. Gene Ontology annotation, biological process: carbohydrate biosynthetic process.